Messenger RNA from Paramecium octaurelia, 321 nucleotides. The record is from the annotation of a GenBank genome assembly. Lineage: Eukaryota; Ciliophora; Oligohymenophorea; Peniculida; Parameciidae.
AUGAAUAAGCAAGAAAUAGAUUUCAUCAACAAAGCGCAUGAGAAGUUUUCUUAAUUUAUUUCGGAUCACUAAAUUCUAGACGAAUAAAUAAGGGCUAUAGAAUUAAGAUAAUUAUAUAAUAGACAUUUGCAAGUAGAAAGUUAUGAGAAAGAAAUAUAAAAAAUAAAUGAAUAAAACGAAAAAGAAAUGUAAGAGUUAGAAAAACAAAAAAAGGAAUUAAACAUCAAGAAAUAACAAUUAGUACCAAUCUAUGAAGUUAUUCGCGAUUAAAAAUUUCCUUAUGAUUUAGGCAUCUUUUUUGAAGUUCCUGAUGACUUAUGA